AUGAAGAAGUCCACGUUGCUCUCGCUGGACGCAUUUGCUAAGACAGAAGAGGACGUAAGAGUCCGCACCAAGGCCGGCGGUCUGAUCACUCUAUCGUGCAUCUUGACCACGCUAUUUCUGCUGGUGAACGAGUGGAGGCAAUUCAAUUCUGUGGUAACAAGACCACAAUUAGUGGUUGACCGUGACCGUCACGCAAAGUUGGAGCUUAAUAUGGACGUAACUUUCCCCUCAAUGCCGUGUGACCUGAUAAACCUCGAUAUUAUGGAUGACUCCGGAGAGUUGCAAUUAGACAUCCUUAACGCUGGGUUCACAAUGACCAGGUUAGAUAAAGAGGGCCGCCCUGUGGGAGAUGUUGCUGAGUUGCAUGUAGGUGGAAACGGCGAUAGCACCGCGCCACUUAAUGACGAUCCCGACUAUUGUGGACCAUGUUACGGUGCUAAAGAUCAGACCCAGAAUGAGAAUCUGGCACAGCAAGACAAAGUUUGCUGCCAAGACUGUGAUGCAGUAAGAUCCGCGUAUCUGGAGGUAGGCUGGGCCUUUUUUGAUGGCAAAAAUAUCGAGCAGUGUGAAAAGGAGGGCUAUGUAAGCAAGAUCCACGAGCACUUGCAUGAAGGUUGCAGGAUUGACGGGUCUGCACAGAUCAAUAGGAUUCAGGGGAAUCUUCACUUCGCCCCCGGAAAACCGUAUCAGAAUAAAUAUGGUCAUUUUCAUGACACUUCCUUGUACGAAAAGACCCAAAACCUAAACUUCAACCACAUCAUCAACCAUCUAAGCUUCGGGAAGCCAAUUCAGUCACAUCAAAAGUUGCUAGAAAACGACAAGCACCACGGCGGUGCCACCGUUGCCACUUCUCCCUUGAAUGGGCGCCAGGUGUUUCCGGAGAGGGAUACGCACUUUCAUCAAUUCUCUUAUUUUGCCAAGAUUGUCCCGACUAGAUACGAGUACUUGGACAAUGUCGUCAUUGAGACUGCACAGUUCAGCGCUACGUAUCACUCCCGGCCUCUCCGCGGUGGGAGAGACGAGGAUCACCCAAACACGAUCCAUUCCAGAGGUGGUAUCCCUGGUUUGUUCGUGUUCUUCGAAAUGUCUCCACUAAAAGUCAUCAACAAGGAGCAGCACGGUCAGACUUGGUCUGGCUUCAUUCUGAAUUGUAUCACCAGCAUCGGUGGUGUCCUAGCUGUGGGCACCGUCAUGGACAAGAUUUUCUACAAGGCACAGAGAUCUAUCUGGGGCAAGAAGAGUCAGUAG
Molecule: messenger RNA, 1248 nt
Organism: Saccharomyces mikatae IFO 1815
Lineage: Eukaryota; Fungi; Ascomycota; Saccharomycetes; Saccharomycetales; Saccharomycetaceae
Gene: ERV46
Product: retrograde cargo receptor ERV46
Exons: 1
Coding region: 1-1248 (415 amino acids)
Biological process (GO): endoplasmic reticulum to Golgi vesicle-mediated transport; retrograde vesicle-mediated transport, Golgi to endoplasmic reticulum
Cellular component (GO): COPII-coated ER to Golgi transport vesicle; Golgi membrane; endoplasmic reticulum membrane
Source: RefSeq, a predicted model, not a curated record